AUGAAGUUAAUCACAGGUUUCCCAAAAUUGAAUGGAAUUUCAGAGCACGACCUGUCAUAUGUGCCGGGUGCACAUCAUCAUGAAUUUGCACUGCCAAAUGGUGAUACGCUUGGACAUGAAAGAUGUGCCACCUCAGCUGGCUUACCGUUAACAAAGUCGGAAAGUACGGACGGUAGGAAGAAGCUACCGAAUGGUAUGUUGCGGGUGCAUCGUAUAAUGACUGAGGAAGAACUUGCACAGGGUAAAGAACCGCGUUGGACGGAGCUGGAGAUACGUGGUCGCAAUCUAAGUCCAUUUUUGUGGGAAAUGAGAUGCCUUACCGCCCUUUUCUUGUAUAGAAACCAUCUGACAAGAAUUCCUUGCGAAAUUUCGAAGUUGGAGAACUUAACGGUGCUGGAUUUGUCAGAAAAUAAAUUACGUAGUCUGCCAGCCGAGCUGGGCGAUAUGAUCUCUUUAUGUCACCUAUACCUCAAUGGCAAUCAAAUAAGGGUCCUGCCUUAUGAGUUGGGCAAGCUGUUUCGUUUACAAACCCUAGAUCUUCGAUCAAAUCCUCUUUCUCCCGAAAUUAAUAAAAUUUAUUAUGAAGCUGGACCUCAGAAACUGCUUCGAUUUUUGUUAGAUCAUUUGGCAAUAAAUACGACAAUACCUCCGGAUCGCCAAUGGAUAAUGAUAAGGCACGCAGAUCCCGAAAGACCGAUCGCAACGUUCACUGUUCUUUGUUAUAACGUUCUAUGUGAUAAAUAUGCCACGAACAGUCUCUACUCAUAUUGUCCAUCCUGGGCUCUCAAUUGGGAAUAUCGAAAAGCAGCUAUUUUAAAGGAAAUUCGACAUUACGAAGCUGAUAUUAUUACCUUGCAAGAAGUAGAAACUGAACAGUUCCGUUGCCUUUUUCAACCUGAGUUAGAACAAAUCGGAUAUGCGGGCAUUUUUUCACCAAAAUCACGGGCGAAAACGAUGGGUGAGGAAGAGCGAAAAUUUGUUGAUGGUUGUGCGAUUUUUUGGAAGUAUGACAAAUUUGAGCUAGAAAAAGAACAUCUCAUUGAGUUUACUCAAGUAGCUAUCAAGAAAGCUCCAACAAGUGAGAAAAUCUUGAAUCGUGUUAUGCCAAAAGAUAAUAUUGCUCUUUGUGCUGUUUUCAAAAUCAGGGAAAAUGUCUACGCUAAUCGACAAAUGACUAUGGCUCCAAGCGACAAUGUGGUUGGAAAUCCACUUGUUGUAAGUACCGCACAUAUUCACUGGGAUCCAGAAUUUUGCGAUGUAAAGCUGAUUCAGUCAAUGAUGUUGGUGCAGGAGAUAAAUACUUUGCUAGAUGAAAUAUCGGAAAGAUAUCGUAUAACACCUCACCAGAUACCAGUUCUGAUUUGUGGCGAUCUCAAUUCACUUCCUGAAUCAGGUGUUGUGGAAUUUCUAUCGAAGGGAGCAAUUUCAAGGGAGCAUCCAGAUCUCAAGGAAUUCCGUCAGGAUCCUUGUAUUACACGUUUUAGUGCAUCCGAUGAUCCCACGGUUUAUACUCACGGACUCAGACUUGACUGUGCUGUGGACCCUAACUCAAUGCCAUUUACAAAUUACACGCUUGAAUUUAAAGGUGUUAUCGACUACAUCUUCUCAACUCCGCAAUCAUUAGCCCGUUUGGGAGUGUUGGGACCGCUGAGUAUGGAGUGGGUGUUGGCAAAUAAAAUAAUCGGCUUUCCACAUGCUCAUGUGCCCUCAGACCACGUACCAAUAAUGGCCCAAUUUGCAAUUAUUCCAACGAGCCAUCAGCGUACCCAGCCUGUUGUCCAUCACUAUGGUAACAGUCAUUCUAGUUCAUUUGGUGCUGUUGGUCGAUAA
This is a messenger RNA of Brugia pahangi, 1830 nucleotides long. NCBI's taxonomy places the organism in Eukaryota, Metazoa, Nematoda, Chromadorea, Rhabditida, Onchocercidae. The record is from the annotation of a GenBank genome assembly.